Molecule: messenger RNA, 321 nt
Organism: Symbiodinium natans
Lineage: Eukaryota; Dinophyceae; Suessiales; Symbiodiniaceae
Source: the annotation of a GenBank genome assembly
AUGAGCGAGCGGGAGCCGGUGAAGCAGUUCGCGCUGCUGAUCUUGGAGAAGCCCUACGAGAAGCCGAUGGAGUCUUGCUACAGGAUCACCCUCGUAAAUCCUGGGAAUGGCAAGGAGUUCCACAAAGUCUCCGUCCUUGCGCACCCCAAGGUCAAGUAUCAGACGGCUAUGGUCUUCGACCACAUCUCCGAGAGCAAGGCCGAGGACGAUGCCUGGUGGCUGGCCGUCUUCUCGACAGUGCCCGUGAUUUCGAAGAAGGCAUCUUUCUCACUGCUCCUAUAUCCCCCCUUGGGAAGCAUUGUAUAUUUUUUGUUCAUAUAA